Messenger RNA from Spodoptera litura, 3016 nucleotides. RefSeq names its product zinc finger Y-chromosomal protein 1. Gene Ontology annotation, cellular component: nucleus. Gene Ontology annotation, biological process: regulation of gene expression. Gene Ontology annotation, molecular function: zinc ion binding. Lineage: Eukaryota; Metazoa; Arthropoda; Insecta; Lepidoptera; Noctuidae. The record is from RefSeq and is a predicted model, not a curated record.
GUAUAGGUGACAGUUUUGGAUUGUUGGUGUUUCGUUGAAAAUUCGUAUUUCCGUCUUUUAAUCUAUUUUCAAUGAAAAUGUAAUACCUAAUUGUUAUACUUCAAUAUAUUACAUUUGUAGUGACACACAAAAUGAAUGAAAUGUUGUGUCGGUUAUGUUGUCAGAACUAUGGUACUACUCACAUCUUUAGUAAAGUUAAAGACAUGUUACUAUGUACAAAAAUAAUGUAUUGCUGUUCAAAUAUAAACAUACACGACGGUGAUGGUCUUCCAUCCCAUAUUUGCAGCAGUUGUGAAAGUGAGCUCGCAAUAUGUUACCAAUUUGUACUAAAAUGCGAAUCCUCCGAUAAGAAGUUACGAUCUCAAUCUUUAGAAAUAAACUCCCAAAUUCUAUCAGACUCUUCACCAAAAAUUGAAGUAAAACUAGAAUGUAACAGCGACGAUGACCAUUAUUACAAUGAUUUACAAUUUGAAUCAGCACAUAGGAAAUUAGAAAUUAAAUUAGAAUGCGCUGUUUCUAAAAUAUCAGCUAAACGAAAAUCACCCAAACAGAAAUGUAAACACAAAAGUGAGCAGUGUACAUGCUUAGUGUGUGGCCGACAAUGUGCUAACCCAUCAACAUUCAAGAUCCACAUGAGAUCCCAUACCAAUGAGAAACCAUAUGCAUGUCCUUCAUGUGAGAAGUGUUACAAAGACAGGGGAACAUUAAAACGACAUAUAGAAAGAACACAUCUUUCAGAUAAACGACAACGAAACUUCAUUUGUGAAAAUUGUGGCAAAGGUUUUUUUUCCAAGAAUGAUGUGAAAAUUCAUAUGCGGACACAUACAGGUGAAACACCAUAUAGUUGUUCCAUGUGUUCACUGAGGUUCACACAGAUCAGUGCAUUACAGAGGCACAAGAAACGCCAUACUGGUGAGAAGGACCAUCUGUGUACAGCUUGUCCAAAGAGAUUUUGUACCAAAGAGGAACUAAAAAAUCACCUAACUGUACACACAACUGAGAAACAUUUUGCAUGUCCACUUUGUAAUGUGCAAUUCAAGUACCAAAACAAUUUGAGGAAACAUGUGAGGCUGCACUCAGAACCAAACAGAUUUGUGUGUAACCAUUGCGGACGCACAUUCAAUGUGAAGGGCAAUCUCAAGGUCCACAUAGAUAAACAACAUUCUGAGAAGUCAGGCCAUUGCACCAUUUGCUUGAAAAAUGUACCUAACAUAGAAGUGCACAUGUGGAGACACAAUGGCCAAAGACCUCUGAAGUGUGAACUCUGUCCCAGCAGUUUUUAUGAGCAGAAUGCUUUAGUCCGUCACAUGAACUUUAGACAUAAGAAGACUGACAGAUAUAAGUGUGAAGUAGCUGACUGUCUAAUGAGCUUCCCGUCAAGGCCUAUGCUGGACUUCCACACAGCCAAACUCCAUGGAACUCAUAUUCCAUUCCCAUGUGACAGGUGCUCACGGUCAUUUUAUAGAAAGAGUGAUCUUGCCAGACACAAAAUUGGUACUCAUAAAGAGAGACUAAGCUAAGAAGUUUUAAAACAAAGUUAUUUAUUCAAGCUUAAGCCAAUUUGUAACAAUACCAAAUAUUAUUUGUGAAUUUUAUUAUUUAUUGAAUGGUAUCUAGUCCAAAAAUUAUAAUAACUACAAUGAAGCUAGGUUUCAUGUCUAAACAAUAAAAUCUUGCCAAGUAUGUUGGUUGUUUAUAGAACCUGAUUAUAAUUCCAAGCAAUAGUUGUGCUUCAUACAACUAAUAAGAUACACAAUAUAAAAGGUAAGAACACAGGUGGUAGGAUGCAAGAGUAAAACAAAAUAAAUGUUACACAAUAUUUAUUUUUAGUGCUGAUGAAUAUCAUGAUCCAUGAUCCAAAUCAAACCGUAUCACAGUCCGCUACAGAUUAUUAGUAACUAAAGCUCUUGAACACAGAUGUGAAUGAAAACAUUGAACAGAACAAGAAUUGAGGUAUGUAGGUAGAAAGAAUAAAUAUACUCUGUUUACUCCUGUACAAUUGGCUAAUAUAUAAACAUCUGUAGACAGCAUGUAAGUAUGCCCAAACAAAACUACUCAUAACCCAAUACAUUUCUCUUCAUAAUUAUAGUCAAAAUCAUUUCAUUUUAAUAUUAUUCUAUUCUAUAAUAUGUCAUCAACACAUGUUUUGUACAAAACAAUAACCCUUAUAAAUAUAAUGUGAACUAGUCAAUUAUUUACAUGAAAUCUAUAAGUUUUCAAAUAUAGAAAAACUAUUGCGUAAAUAAAAAUAUAUCAAUUGCACACAUUACAAUCAGAUUUUUGAUCCAGUCAAAAUAUAAUCGCUGAAUAUAAAUAUUCAUUGCAUUAAAUAAUAAAGUUUAAAUAAUAACAGUUUGCGAACUUCAUAAAUUAUGCAAACAUCAGUCAACAACAUUAAAUAAGUAAUUCACGUAAGUCCAUGUCGCGCUACAAGCAGCCACAUGCAACCGGUACGUACGUACAUUACGCGACUACGUAAAUAUUCACCUAACUAUAUAUUCUAUACAGCUAACUACAAAUAAAACUUCGCGAAAAUUAGCACCAGAGAAAUUUAGGAUACCAUUAGUUGUAUACAAUCGAGUCGAUGUAACCGAUUACACUAGCAUUAUCGAUAGAGAAUACUUACUAAGCUAAGUAUUCGGGGAGUGAAACUAUGACCAAAUGCGGGUGUUCCGAUAUAAAAAGCUAUAAUCCUGUCCUACCUAGCAAUAAUUUGUAUACUUCCACGGCACGGCAUCGGCUUGUCGAGAGCCAGACACUCGAGUCGACGCCGAAAACCGCAAUUUCUCUAGCUACUUGCGUCACUACGGGCCCCGCCCACGCGAGCCCGGUCCAACUAAACUAAGGAUUUCAUAAGAAACCGUGCGUACACAGAGCGAGCGACAGCGGCCGCGGCGGGCGUCAGUUGAUGGCCUGCUCCGUCAUCUGCAGGCACAGCGCGUCCAGGCUCGAGUAGUGGUCCGCCGCCGCCGCCGGCGCGCGCGCCCCCGCGCCCGCGCCCCCGCCUGACCCCGCC